Molecule: messenger RNA, 1536 nt
Organism: Tricharina praecox
Lineage: Eukaryota; Fungi; Ascomycota; Pezizomycetes; Pezizales; Pyronemataceae
Exons: 6
Coding region: 1-1536 (511 amino acids)
Molecular function (GO): flavin adenine dinucleotide binding; NADP binding; N,N-dimethylaniline monooxygenase activity
Source: RefSeq, a predicted model, not a curated record
AUGGAGGACUUUGUGGAGCAUAGGAUCUAUGAGAAGAAUGACAAGGUGGCCGGCACGUGGCUGGAGAAUACGUACCCAGGUGUUGCGUGUGACGUCCCCGCGCAUAUCUACUGCUUCCUUUUCGAACCGAACCCAAACUGGAGCAAGUUCUACGCCCCCGGUCAUGAGAUCCGUGAAUACAUCGAACGCACAGCGGCAAAGUACGACCUGGCCAAGAACAUAACGUUUCAUUCGAGGGUGACCGAGACGAUCUGGGACGAUCCUGCGGGAAAAUGGCGGUUGAAGGUGGAGAACACCCAGACUGGGGAGGUGUUUGAAGAUGAGUGUGAUAUCUUUGUCGAUUGCACUGGUGUCUUACAUCACGCAAUCAUGCCAGAGAUCCCCGGCAUCGAUGCGUUUAAAGGACAUCUGGUCCAUACGGCUCGUUGGGACUCGUCUUACGAUUAUGUAGGGAAAAAAGUGGGCAUCAUUGGGAAUGGUUCCUCGGGAAUACAGGUCCUGCCACCCAUGCAGAAGACGGUUGGUGAUUCGGGGCAUGUCUACAAUUUUAUUCGUUCGCCCACCUGGAUCACCGUGGGCAACCUUGCACACUUGACACCGACCAAGGACGGGCAGAAUUUUGAGUACUCGGAGGCGCAAAAAUCUCUCUUCGCCAGCGACCCCAUCGCGCUCCGCGACUACCGCCGCGAUAUGGAGAAUAGGUUCGACCGCGGUCUCGAGAUGUACUUCAAGGGCAGCAAGAUGCAGGCUGCGCUUCUCCAUCACACUCGCAAGGACAUGGCCCGGAAGCUUAAAGGCAACCCUGAGCUGUUGAAAGCAAUGACUCCCAGCUUCGACAUCGGCUGCCGCCGUCUCACCCCAGGGCCCGGGUAUCUCGAGGCUAUUCAGGAGCCCAAUUGCACUCCCAUCUUCGACAAAAUCAAGGAGAUCAAAGAGAACGGAUUGCUGCUGGAGAGCGGCAUUUUCAUGAAGCUCGAUGCGAUCAUCUGUGCUACCGGCUUCGACGUCUCCGGCCGGCCACGUUGGAGGACUAGCGGGAAGGAUGGGAAGUCCCUCGAGAAGAUGUGGGAGCACGUUCCUGAGGGCUACCUGGGUAUCUGUGCUCCGUACAUGCCGAAUUACUUCAAGUUCGGCGGCCCCAAUGCGCCGGUCUCGCAUGGAGGUCUCCUCCCGGUCAUGUCGGAUGUGGCGGAUUAUGUCUGCAAGUGGGUGAGCAAGAUCGCUAGAGAGGAUAUUCGCACGGCCACCGUCAAACCCGAAGUCGUAUCUGACUGGAACGUUUACGCCCAAGAAUUCCUCAAGAGGACGAGCUGGUCCGGUAGCUGCAGCUCUUGGUACAAGAACCACCAGACCGACGGCCCCGUGACGGCGAUGUAUCCUGGCUCGCAGAUCCACCACAGGGAGUUCACUCAGGAUGUGCGCGGCGAGGAUUUCAACAUUGAAUAUCGCUCGGCGAAUAGGUUCAGGUUCUUUGGCGAUGGGUUUACGAAAAGGGAGAAGGAGGGGGGUAACCUGGCGUGGUAUAUGGAGAAGUAG